AUGUCUUUUGAUCGUUGGAUGUCUCGACCCAGUAUUCUUCCAGCAUCAUCAUCAUCGGAAAGUGAUAAUCCACGAAUUUCGCUUUCCUUUGAAAAGGAUAUUCCUGAUCUGUCUGCUAAAAUCUUUGACCGUCUUUUCAACUAUCAUGUUGUUGCAGAACAGCAAGUGAAUGAAUUAUUACAACAAUUUGAAUACAGUAAAAUUACGGAGAAGGCUGAAAAACAUUUGAAUGAAUCAGAGAAGAAUGUAGAGCAAACUUCAACCAAGAUUGUUCAAUGCACCAAUAUAUUGGUUGAGAAUUUACCAGAAUUUCAAAAAUCACUCUCCAUCUCGUUGGCUCUCGGAAACGAAUGGAUGAAGAAGAGAAUCAAACCACAUCAACCCAUCCAAUCAGUCUCACCUUCUACUUCAAACUCUGUAUCAUCAUCAUCUUCCACGACGUCGGGAGUCCUGCCUUCAUCAAGUCAUCCAUCUUCUGCUAAUACCGAGCAGCAAGAAAAACAGUUAUAA
Molecule: messenger RNA, 510 nt
Organism: Naegleria fowleri
Lineage: Eukaryota; Heterolobosea; Eutetramitea; Acrasida; Naegleriidae
Exons: 1
Coding region: 1-510 (169 amino acids)
Source: RefSeq, a predicted model, not a curated record